Molecule: messenger RNA, 924 nt
Organism: Diuraphis noxia (Russian wheat aphid)
Lineage: Eukaryota; Metazoa; Arthropoda; Insecta; Hemiptera; Aphididae
Product: putative nuclease HARBI1
Source: RefSeq, a predicted model, not a curated record
AUGGCAAACGAUUACGAACAAGCUGUAAUGUUUGCUAUGCUUAACGUUGAGAGACUCGGAGCUCAAAAUGUUAGACAACCGUUUKGGGUUAAGGUAAAUCCAUUCUUAGCAUUGUCGGAUACAGCAUUUGUCAAAGCUUAUAGGUUGAGUAAAAACUUGACAAAUUAUUUAAUCGAGUUAGUCACUCCAUUUAUAGAACCACCAAAGCGUUUGUCGUCGUUGAGUGUUCAAGAUAAGGUUUUAAUCGCAUUGCAAUUUUUUGGAACUGGGUCUUAUCAAUUACCUACUGGAAAUAGUAGAUAUAGUGCUGUAUCUCAGCCUACUGUAUCACGCAGCAUUAGUGAAGUAACUAAUGCACUUAAUCGACCAACUAUUUUUAAUAGUUGGGUCAAAUUUCSUAAAAAUAUCGAAGAAUUAAGAAAGUUACGAAAUGAAUUUUAUAUGAAAACAGGAUUUCCUGGAGUAUGUGGGUGCAUAGAUUGCACUCAUAUUGCUAUUGUAGCUCCAUCAGGAAAUCUAGGAGCAGAAAAUAAUUAUCCUGAACAUAUUUAUAAAAUUGUAUUGGAUCUAAAUGAAGGAUGGUAUAUAUUAUAUAUAGGUGAUUCUGGGUAUGCACUUAGACCAUGGCUAUUAAUAYCAUUCCAAAAUCCAGUAAAUGAAGAAGAAGAACUCUAUAACACCAAACAAAUGCGGGCUAGGAGUUUAAUAGAAAGGUGCAAUGGAUUAUUAAAGAUGAGAUUUAGGUGCUUAUUGAAACACAGAGUGCUCCAUUAUGCACCUGAAAAAGCUACAGCAAUAAUAAAUGCAUGUGUGGUACUGCAUAAUAUGUGCAUAACAUAUAAUGAACCUGACCCUGAACAUUUGAAUGAUGGGGUAGAAAUAGAUUUUGGCAUGUACAGACUGACAAUGGAAUGCCCCAGAUAA